ACUGACAGUGACAGUCGUUUGUUGUUUUAUUCUGAUUAUGAGGCUGUGUAUCCCUAAUAGUGGUUAAUUUUCAUUUUUGUUGUAGUUAUUUUAAAAUCAAAAUAUAUCUUUUUAGAAAUCAAUUCGUAUUUUAGUAUUUAUAAUAUAAAUAUGAAUCCUGUUGUUGAAAUAUGGACAUGGGGUGCUAACUCUCAUGGUCAAUUGGCACUCGAUCUAACCUGUGAACAAAUAGAUAAGCCUACUAAAUUGCAAACAGAAUUUUAUGACAAGAUUAAGCAAAUAGCCUGUGGUGGCGCACAUUCCGUCUUGUUAGACAGUCAGGGAAAGCUUUUUUCAUGUGGGUGGAAUUCUAAAAAACAACUGGGACAUAAAACGGAAGUAUAUACGUUUAGUCGCAUAUGGCGAUUAAGUGGUAUCACAUUUACAAAUAUAGCAUGUGGAUGGGACUUUAGUUGUGGUGUCACAGAUGAACAUUACUUAUUUGUAUGGGGCUCCAAUAGUCAUGGUCAGCUAGGUUUACCUAAAGAUCAUUUCGGAGAAUAUGUGGAACCCAUUAGGCUCCAAGUUAAUGUGUGUGCGAUUUCCAUGGGAUUGAGACAUACAGCGAUGAUUAAUUCAAAAGGAGAGGUUUGGACAACUGGUUGUGGCAGGCAUGGCCAACUGGGAUUAGGUGAAAAUACUUUAAAUUCAGAUAGAUUUCAAAAAGUACCUAAAUUAACCAAAAUAUCUCACAUUGCUUGUGGACAGAAUCAUACAGUAGGAUGGUGCUCGGAAGAAAAUGCUUUGUAUGUUUGGGGUGAUAAUAGACAUGGUCAGUUGUUGCUUAAUUCCCAAGAAUAUAAGAAAAUUUUUACACCACAAAAAAUUGAUAUAAGUGUAAGGAAAGAAGUGAAAAAGCUUUUAAGUGGUUGGACUAAUGUUUUAUUAUGGUUGCACGAUGGGUCGCUGCUUACAUGGGGAAGGAACAACAAAGCACAACUUGGGACGGAUGCUGAAUUUUCUGGAAAGAUUUUCAAUAUUAAAUUACCAGAUGACAGGCAAGUAGAGGAUGUUGCAUUAGGUUCUGAACAUACCUUGUGCAUGGCUACUGAUAAAACUGUUUGGGCUUGGGGCUGGAAUGAACAUGCAAACACAGGAUUACCCUAUACUGAAGAAUUUAUAAGGUGUCCUACUCAAGUACCAAUUGUAACAAAGUCAAAAAUUAAACAAAUAUUUGCUGGAGGGGCCCACAAUUUUGUAGUAAUAGACUAUGAUUUAGAAUCAAAAUAACAAAAACAUACAAUUGUGUAUACUAAAUAAUAUAUAUUCUAUUUAGACAUUUCUGUGCAGGACAUAAUCCAAUGGUGCUACAUAAAUUUUGUAUUUAUAUUACACUAAUAAGAAACCAGUGCUCGGUAUAUGCCUCUUUGAUUUAAUUUUGUAAUAUACUACAACUAGUAUGCUUCUGAAACAUAAAUGGUACCAUGCCAGAAAUCUUUAUGCAAUAAUCAACAAUAACUAUAAAAAAAAUGAAA
This is a messenger RNA of Vanessa tameamea, 1514 nucleotides long. RefSeq names its product secretion-regulating guanine nucleotide exchange factor. The coding region runs from base 151 to 1269 and encodes 372 amino acids. Gene Ontology annotation, cellular component: cytoplasm. The record is from RefSeq and is a predicted model, not a curated record. Lineage: Eukaryota; Metazoa; Arthropoda; Insecta; Lepidoptera; Nymphalidae. The transcript is spliced from 3 exons.